GGGGAGUUCUCUCCCCGCCCCGCCUCGGUAAAGCAAGCUCCCGAACCCCCACCCGCAACUCCUUGCCCCACCUCCCCAACCACUUUGCUGCUGCAGCGCACACUCGUGUACCUCUAGGUCCCCCAUCCUUUCUCGGUCCCACAGUUGCGCUCCCUCCCUAAUACUGCUGGGGACGUGCAGUCCAUUCCAGCUGGUCGCUCGGGUGCUGUCCCCAGGCCCCCCAAUCCUCAUAGCGGUUCUAGAAGACCUCCGGAGACUUUGACACUGUGGCACCAAGAGUGGGUCGGGACGCAGACGGGCACUUUCUCCGUCACCCCUUGGUUCACCUCAUGCGGUGACCCCAAGAUUUGCCAACUUUGUAGCCGGACUGUUGGCGGAGUCACUCCCGGGCAGUACAGCCCCUCCGGACAGGGGCGACCUGCGAUCCGGGCGCAGGAGUCGGGCUGGGAGGAUCCUGCCUGUCGCACUGGGGACUGUGCGCGGCGCCAAGUGACUCCCCCCUCCAGCAGUCACUGCCCCGGCGGCAGCAGCUGCAGGAGCGGCAACUGCUUGCAUCCCCGAACCGGCUCGGGUUACUCCCCUCCUCCUUCAGCAUCUCGGGCCAGACAGAGAAGACCUUACUUGAGUUUACAGCGAGUCUUUUGCUGGUGUGCAAAACUGGGGGUCUGGAAACGCGCAGAGACCCGCCUGCUUUCCCGCGGGUCUCCACCUUUGAGCCUGAACCAAAACUCCUAAGUAUCGCUCUCGUCUGGAACACCGCUGGGAGGCUAACUGCGCUGUUUGGAACAGAUUUUGCUUCUCCGCUGGCCUUGCAUGAAACCAGGGGGAAAGAGUUGCGCUGAGAAUCUCAGGCUCUCGGGUUGUUCUUCAGAAACAAUGGUUAUUUCUUUGAACUCAUGCCUGGGCUUUAUCUGUUUAUUGUUAUGCCACUGGAUCAGGACAGCAUCGUCCCUGAACCUCGAAGACCCUAAUGUGUGCAGCCAUUGGGAAAGCUACUCUGUGACUGUGCAAGAGUCAUACCCACAUCCCUUUGAUCAAAUUUACUACACCAGCUGCACUGACAUUCUGAACUGGUUUAAAUGCACGCGGCACAGAAUCAGUUAUCGGACAGCCUAUCGGCAUGGAGAAAAAACUAUGUAUAGGCGCAAGUCCCAGUGUUGUCCUGGAUUUUAUGAGAGCAGGGAAAUGUGUGUCCCCCACUGUGCUGAUAAAUGUGUCCAUGGUCGCUGCAUUGCUCCAAACACCUGUCAGUGUGAGCCUGGCUGGGGUGGGACCAACUGCUCCAGUGCCUGCGACGGUGAUCACUGGGGGCCUCACUGCAGCAGCCGAUGCCAGUGCAAAAAUAGGGCUCUGUGCAACCCCAUCACGGGGGCUUGCCACUGCGCCGCGGGCUUCCGGGGCUGGCGCUGCGAGGAACGCUGUGAGCAGGGCACCUAUGGUAAUGACUGUCACCAGAGAUGCCAGUGCCAGAAUGGAGCCACCUGCGAUCACGUGACGGGGGAGUGCCGCUGCCCGCCAGGGUACACUGGAGCCUUUUGUGAGGAUCUCUGUCCCCCUGGCAAGCACGGGCCCCAGUGCGAGCAGAGAUGCCCCUGCCAAAAUGGAGGCGUAUGUCAUCACGUCACUGGAGAAUCUUGUCCUCCCGGCUGGCUGGGCACAGUGUGUGGUCAGCCUUGCCCCGAGGGUCGCUUUGGAAAGAACUGUUCGCAAGAGUGUCAGUGCCAUAAUGGAGGGACGUGUGACGCUGCCACAGGCCAGUGUCAUUGCAGCCCAGGAUACACCGGGGAACGGUGCCAGGAUGAAUGUCCCGUCGGCACCUACGGAGUUGGCUGUGCUGAGACCUGCCAGUGUGUCAAUGGCGGGAAGUGUUACCAUGUGAGCGGGUCGUGUCUCUGCGAAGCAGGCUUCGCUGGUGACCGCUGUGAGGCGCGCCUGUGUCCAGAAGGGCUCUACGGCAUCAAAUGCGACAAGCAUUGUCCUUGCCAUCCAGACAACACUCACAGCUGUCACCCUAUGUCUGGAGAGUGUGCCUGCAAGCCAGGCUGGUCGGGCCUCUACUGUAAUGAGACAUGUUCUCCUGGAUUCUACGGGGAAGCCUGCCAACAGAUCUGCAGCUGCCAAAAUGGGGCUGACUGUGACAGUGUGACAGGAAAGUGCACCUGUGCCCCAGGAUUCAAAGGAAUCGACUGCUCUACUCCAUGCUCUCUGGGAACCUAUGGGGUAAACUGUUCUUCUCUCUGCGGCUGUAAAAAUGAUGCCAUGUGCUCUCCUGUGGAUGGGUCUUGUACUUGCAAGGCAGGCUGGCAUGGGGUGGACUGCUCCAUCAGCUGUCCCAGCGGCACGUGGGGCUUCGGCUGUAACUUAACAUGCCAGUGCCUCAACGGCGGAGCCUGCAACACCCUGGACGGGACCUGCACCUGUGCACCUGGAUGGCGUGGGGAGAAAUGUGAAUUUCCCUGCCAGGAUGGCACGUACGGGCUGCACUGUGCCGAGCGCUGUGACUGCAGCCAUGCGGACGGCUGCCACCCCACCACAGGCCAUUGCCGCUGCCUCCCCGGAUGGUCAGGUGUCCAUUGUGACAGCGUGUGUGCUGAGGGUCGCUGGGGCCCCAACUGCUCCCUGCCCUGCUACUGUAAAAACGGGGCUUCGUGCUCCCCGGAUGACGGCAUCUGUGAGUGUGCACCGGGGUUCCGAGGCACCACCUGUCAGCGGAUCUGCUCCCCUGGAUUUUAUGGGCAUCGCUGCAGCCAGACGUGCCCGCAGUGUGUGCACAGCAGUGGGCCCUGCCACCACAUCACAGGCCUGUGUGACUGCUUGCCUGGCUUCACAGGCGCCCUCUGCAAUGAAGUGUGUCCCAGUGGCAGAUUUGGAAAAAACUGUGCGGGAAUCUGUACCUGUACCAACAAUGGAACCUGUAACCCCAUUGACAGAUCUUGUCAGUGUUAUCCGGGGUGGAUCGGCAGCGACUGCUCUCAGCCGUGUCCCCCUGCGCACUGGGGCCCCAACUGCAUCCACACGUGCAACUGCCACAACGGGGCCUUCUGCAGCGCCUACGACGGGGAAUGCAAAUGCACUCCAGGCUGGACGGGGCUCUACUGCACUCAGAGAUGUCCUCUGGGCUUCUAUGGAAAGGACUGUGCAUUGAUAUGCCGGUGCCAAAACGGAGCAGACUGCGACCACAUCUCUGGGCAGUGCACUUGCCGCACCGGCUUCAUGGGGAAGCACUGUGAGCAGAAGUGCCCCGCAGGAACAUACGGCUAUGGCUGUCGUCAGAUAUGUGACUGUCUGAACAACUCCACCUGCGACCACAUCACCGGGACCUGUUACUGCAGCCCAGGAUGGAAGGGGGCACGAUGUGAUCAAGCUGGCGUGAUCAUAGUUGGAAAUCUGAACAGCUUAAGCAGAACCAGUACAGCUCUCCCUGCGGAUUCCUACCAGAUUGGGGCCAUCGCAGGCAUCAUCAUUCUUGUCCUGGUUGUUCUCUUCCUCCUGGCCUUGUUCAUCAUUUAUAGACACAAGCAGAAGGGGAAAGAGUCGAGCAUGCCUGCAGUUACCUACACCCCCGCCAUGAGGGUCAUGAAUGCAGACUAUGCCAUUUCAGCAGAAACGCUUCCUCACAGCAACGGUGGAAACGCUAACAGCCAUUACUUCACCAAUCCCAGUUAUCACACCCUAACCCAGUGUGCCACGUCCCCCCGCAUCAACAACAGAGACAGGAUGACCAUCGCGAAGUCAAAAAAUAAUCAGCUGUUUGUGAAUCUGAAAAAUGUGAAUCCUGGAAAGAGAGCCCCCAUGGCGGACUAUACGGGGACGCUGCCUGCAGACUGGAAACAUGGCGGCUACCUCAACGAGCUUGGUGCUUUUGGACUUGACAGAGGUUAUAUGGGAAAAUCCUUGAAAGACCUGGGAAAGAAUUCUGAAUAUAAUUCAAGUAACUGCUCCCUAAGCAGCUCUGAAAACCCAUAUGCCACCAUUAAAGACCCACCUGUCCUUAUCCCCAAACACUCAGAGUGUGGCUACGUGGAGAUGAAGUCCCCGGUGGAGGACUCCCCAUACGCAGAGAUCAAUAACUCAACUUCAGCCAACAAGAAUGUCUAUGAAGUUGAACCUACGGUGAGUGUUGUCCAAGGAAUAUUCAGCAAUACUGGGCAUCUCACUCAGGAUCCCUAUGACCUCCCAAAGAACAGUCACAUCCCUUGCCAUUAUGACCUGCUGCCAGUCCGAGACAGUUCAUCCUCCCCCAAGCGAGAGGAUGGUGGCAGCAGCAGCAGCAGCAGCAGCAGUGAAUGACACCAAAGGACCACUGGGUCGCCGCUGGAACCCUUUCCAGAACUGCAGUUCGGUUCUUCUCCUCCUCAAGUUUGCCAUCUUAUGUGAAUGGUCAUCUACUCGGUAGGCAGUUGUUGGACGUGAACCAGAAAGCUCAAAGCUGAGGCUGACUGACCGUAGGUCCUUUUUGUCCAGGUGGCUCAGAAGGAAAUAUCAAUGUGAUUUCUCAUUCUUGUUAGUUUUAGAACUGCACUCGUGAAGCAUGACUUUUUGUAAAAUCUUGGCUAAAAGCAUGAACUUGCAGGACUCUUUCAAAGACACAGGUUGCAAUGGACAUUGGUACUGUUGCUUGAAAAAUUAAGAUUUAAAUAUUUUCCUUUUCACGUGCAUCAUAGAGCUGUAUCUGAGAUGGUGCAGUUUGCCAUACAAUUUACUUCAUAAACAUAAGAAGCAUUCAACAUGUAGAAGAAAAGGGGCAUAUUAUGGAGUCCUUAUUUAACUUUUUUCAGCUGGACUCGGAGUUGUAAGGAUAAUAUGAACCCUGCCAGAAACAUUCUGCCAAAUGGCAUUACUGGAUAGACUCUGAAUAAACUCUAGAGGUGGAUGGCAAAUUUAAAUAUGAAAACUUUAAAUGUUUUUUAGAAGGAAGAAAUGUACAAUUAGAAUUACAUUAGAAAUACUAGAAUUAUUGCAGAAUCAAUACACAGAUGUGCCCGGCAGUGAUGCUUCUUCCCUGUCUUGAACCCUGGGCCCACUUUAGAUCCAUGACGUUAUUCUGAACAUGGUCCCCAUCAUAACAUUCACCACUUGAGAUCCGUAACAUAUCAAUAAUUAUUUCAUAAAUAUAGAAGUGAAAUAAUUUUAUUUUUGACAGAUUAGAUGGAAUGAGUGUAUAAUGACUGGAAAAGUGUGUAAAUUUUAGGUGUAAGAUGACUCUUAAGUUUUGUAAACCAUUAGUAAUACCCGCUGUAAUAUAGAAUUAGCAGAAAGUUUUCAUUAAUUUUUCCCUAGAAGCGACCGAAAUAUUUUUGUGCAUAUUUGAGAAAAGGGCACUUUCCUUUUAUUAAUUGUUGAUGUAGAGAAACUAUGCUUAAGCUGGUCUUUUGCAUUGCUAAUAUGACAUGUACCCCAUUUUUCAUUAAUUUGUAUUUCCAUUUUUAAGUUGUAUAUUCUAUGUUUUGUAGUGUUUGGAUUGUUAAUGAAAAAAUAUUAUAUGUUUAUUGUUUCUUGUAUCACGGCCACUUUUUGCUUGAGAAAAAUGCGUUGUUCUUUUUUUCUUGUGGAGAGAAGAGAUGAAAAUAUAUAAAUCGAAUCCAUUAAAAUCGGCCAUUACUAAAAUAGUGCAGUAACCACAGAUGAAUGGCUUAUAAUUGAAGUGGAGAAGUGUUUUAAUGUUCUGAAAUGGAGUUCAUUUUGAUCUGUGGGUCCUGAAUCUUGGUUAAACCGAGAAGUGAGCUGGGCAACCACGGCUGCCAAGCAGGUACCACAGUCUGAUCUUCCUAAUCACCAUCGUUUGGGUAGUUUGAUAAUAGAUCAUUCAGACUGGGACACUUUUGCCUUUUUUUUUUUUUUUAGGCCGCACCCAUGGCCUAUGGAGGUUCCCAGACUAGGGGUCCAAUUGGAGCUGCCACUGCUGGCCUACACCACAGCCACAGCAACGCCAGAUCCUUAACCCACUGAGCGAGGCCAGGGAUCAAACCCACAUCCUCAUGGAUGCUUGUUGGAUUCACUACUGCUGAGCCACAAUGGCAAGUCCAGACUGGGACACUUGUGAGAAUCAGUGAGGGUCUUAGUGAUAAUUAUCCUGCAGUGUGCUUAAAUGUGGUCUAUCCCAGGCAAACCAGGACGGAUGCUCUUCCUGGGCAAGACCUAUGCAAUAACAUUUUCACUCCAAGGUCGUUACCUCAAGAGAAUGCCAAUUCGAUGCAGGAAAACAAGUUUGUCUUUGACCUCCCUGAGCAAGCUGGAGGCUGAAAGGCAGAAUGAAGAAGCAACUUCGAGAGAGGAAAACAUGAAACCCUAUGUGGUAUCCUCUCUCAGUGAGUCAGUUAACAAAUACGUCUUGUGCCCCUCUUCUGCCGGUCGUGGACAGAGGGCAUUGUUCCUGCCAGUUACUGAGUUGGGUAUCCACUGCUUUCACGUCACCCCCCUGCACCUGUGAUGGGGGUAUGGUCGGGUGGAUACGAGAACAAAUAACGUAGAGCAUUCACCCUCUAAUCGCUUUUUCUUUAGGGAAUUCCGAAGCUAACUCCGGGAAAUGGGGAAUUGCCUGGAACAUACCUUAGAAACAAUUGAUUUAUUUCAACAGUUACCCACUAGUUGGCCCUUGACUCUAGGGGUUAGACAUCUAAGUGAGACACCUAUGGAUCAGUAGCCACCAAGAAUCCUUUUCGGUUGGAAGAAAUAAUUCUUUCCCCUUCUUUUUUGAGAUUCAUGUCUUCAGAGCUCCACAGUGAGUUGUUCCCUUCUACUCCCUAGAGAGAAGUUUUUUACCAAAUACCUGUUUCUUUUCUCAUUCCACUAUUAAAAAAAAAAAUAUGAAAGCUUCAUAUACAAACGGUACAAAGGCAACAGCAAUAUGAAUAGAAAACCUGGGCAGCAGAUGUGGGCUUCAAAAGGGGACACUGCCAUUGCUCCCUGUGCAAUCUUUCUGACAGACCACUUGUUCAGGGCAGCUGCUGUCCUGAAACAACAUUUGUACCUGGGGCGAGUCUUGCUUAUCAGGGAUCGCUUAGGACUUUGCAGACAACAGAACGCAAAGCAUUUUGGAUAUUGUAAAAUGACACAUUAUAUAUGAGGCGUCUAGUUGAGAGGUCAAAAUGUUCUAGAUACUUCGAUGUAGGCUUGGGUAAACAGAGAAAGAGUUUUGUCAGAAUGAGAGUUCAAGACAAAAAGACCUGAAAUUUUCCUUCCCUGGAAUUACCAUUCAGACAUUUCCAGAGAUAUCAAAUUUAGUUGAGUGGUGACAUCAUUCUUUGUAUACCGUGAAUCUAUUCUUAUGAACUUUGAACCAUAUUAAUUUAGGAUCCUAAAAAAUCAUCGCUUCCCUAUAACUUAUGGUGAUCAAAGCAGGGAAUGAAUUUGGCAAUAUGUACAAAAGUCCUUCAUGUAGGAAUGUAGCCAAACUGUUAUACUUUCCCUAGAGGUUGAUGUAUCGAAAAUUUGUAAACUUCUUGUAUUUAUUUAUAAAUACAGAAAAACUAGCUCCAAAUGAUAGCUCAUAUGUUUGCUUUCAUACAGAGAAUGGUAUUGUAGGUGAUAAGGAACCAUACACACUUUUUACAAUGUUUCAUAUAAAUUCCUCUCCCAGGCUAUAGUAGUAAUGUUGACAGGGAGCUUAAUGUGUUUAGCAUUAUCUUUAUGGAAAAUUAUUCACCAAUUUCAGGAAAACCAACACAGAAUUUUAUAAUAAGAUAGUUUAUAACCCGUCCUGGCCAAAUCCAUUAGCACAAUAACUAUGUGUUGUGAGAACUACAGACCAUUUUAUAAAAAUCUGAUCAUGUUGACCCCAAAGUGCUGCAGUCUUCAUUAUCAAUUCUUGAGAUUUUUAAACUAUAAAUAUUGCACAAGUUGCACAAAGUAUUACAAUACCAUGUAGAAUUCAUGUCAAUGUUCGGAGUCCACUUACUCCUUAAAAUGAGAUGAAAUCACACAAAAAAUUGAGUUUUAAGGUUAUAUUUUUAAAGUAAUGUAUUUUUGAUCUUUGAAUAACAUCUUUAUUAUUCGCAAUAAAUAUUCAAGUGAUGCGUUGGGCUGAAAGGCUUUAUGUCAUGGACGUGUACCUAGGUGUGUAAGUGUGAGCCACUUGGCAUGGAUAGGUGCUUGUCUAUCAACUAAAGAUGUAUGGCAGACUGCCCUUUUAUCCUCUUAAGAUUGGUGUCUUAACACUAGGUCUGUUUGUGCUAGUUCAGUAUUUAGUCCAGGCUUCCUUUUGAUAUGAACAAAUCACAAUAUAUAUUUUUAAAAGGAAAAAAUUAAAACACAUUAGGAUUUAUUUGAUUGUAGCAAACAAAAAAUGCUUUCAUGUUAAAACAUGUCUUUUCCAAAGAUAAAUUAAACUUUCAGCAGUAUUAGCCUGUGUUGUCAUUUAUAUGACCAAAUAAGUUUAUGGAUUAAUGCAAUAAACUUUCUA
Molecule: messenger RNA, 8401 nt
Organism: Sus scrofa (pig)
Lineage: Eukaryota; Metazoa; Chordata; Mammalia; Artiodactyla; Suidae
Gene: MEGF10
Product: multiple EGF like domains 10
Biological process (GO): heterophilic cell-cell adhesion
Cellular component (GO): membrane
Molecular function (GO): protein binding; scavenger receptor activity
Source: RefSeq, a predicted model, not a curated record